ACCCGCAAAUCCAUCAAAAGGAUCUGUCUUUCUUCGUACCCGAAGCGCAUAGAGAGAGAUUCAUUGCGUGUGUUUUUCUCUCUUCUUCAGUUCUUCCUUCCUUCUUGUUUGUUUGUCCGUCUUGGAAGAUUUGAAAACAAAGUACGAAGCGACGAUCGAUGGCUUUCACGUCUUUUAUUGGAAGAGUUCUCUUCGCUUCCGUGUUUAUACUUUCCGCCUACCAGGAGUUCAAUGAAUUCGGGGUUGAUGGUGGACUUGCAGGGAAGACUCUUAAACCAAAGUUUGAUAUCUUUGCCAAGCUUGUGCAUUCUAACACGGGCGCACAACUGCCGGAAAUUGAAGCAAAACAUUUGGUUGCUGCGGCUAUAGCAUUCAAGGGUGUUGGUGGCAUCCUUUUUAUAUUUGGCAGUUCCUUUGGAGCAUUUCUUCUGCUCCUGCAUCAGUUGGUCGCUACACCGAUAGUAUAUGAUUUCUACAACUACGACAGCGAGUCAAAAGAAUUCAAUCAGCUGUUUAUAAAAUUUACACAGAAUAUGGCACUUUUUGGGGCACUGAUGUUUUUCAUAGGGAUGAAGAACUUGAUUCCUCGAAGUCAACACAAGAGAAGGGCUACCAAAACAAAAACUGGUUAGAAACCAAUUGGUUUCGGUAGGGAACUUCACGAUACUAAGGAGUUACUGGAUCUCUUUUAUUGUUUUGUUUUGUUUUGUGAAACACAUUACAUUAAUCUACUGGGAUCUGGUUGGGAUGGGUGAGGCCUUCAUGUUUUUUCUUCCUGCUAUUAAGGUGGAUAUAUUCUGUAUUGAUUUGACAAGUAUUUUGCCUUUGGCAAUUUUGAUAAUGUUAUCUAUGAUCCUUUA
Molecule: messenger RNA, 860 nt
Organism: Tripterygium wilfordii
Lineage: Eukaryota; Viridiplantae; Streptophyta; Magnoliopsida; Celastrales; Celastraceae
Exons: 5
Coding region: 159-632 (157 amino acids)
Source: RefSeq, a predicted model, not a curated record